This is a messenger RNA of Pygocentrus nattereri (red-bellied piranha), 2363 nucleotides long. RefSeq lists its product as uncharacterized. The record is from RefSeq and is a predicted model, not a curated record. The transcript is spliced from 3 exons. Bases 1587 to 2237 code for a protein of 216 amino acids. Lineage: Eukaryota; Metazoa; Chordata; Actinopteri; Characiformes; Serrasalmidae.
GCCAAUAGAUGUGGGGCCAAAGUAUCUUUCACAUUUGUAAGCAAAAACUGUUAUAAAGGUUGCAUUAUACAACUGAUGAGCUACCACUCUGCACAUGAUCCUAACCGUCCCUUAGAGAGCAGUGUUAAUUGAAUUCACCCUGAUCUCAUUAACUACUUGUACAGGGGUUGGACAAUGAAACGGAAACAACUGGGUUUAGACCGCAAUAAUUUAUUAGUAUGGUGUAGGGCCUCCUUUUGCGGCCAAUACAGUGUCAAUUUGUCUUGGGAAUGACUUGUAUAUGUCCUGCACAGUGGUCAGAGGGAUUUUAAGCCAUUCUUCUUGCAGGAUAGUGGCCAGGUCACUACCUGAUGCUGGUGGAGGAAAACGUUUUCUGACUCGCUCCUCCAAAACACCCCAAAGUGGCUCAAUAAUAUUUAGAUCUGGUGACUGUGCAGGCCAUGGGAAAUGUUCAACUUCACUUUCAUGUUCAUCAAACCAAUCUUUCACCAGUCUUGCUGUGUGUAUUGGUGCAUUGUCAUCCUGAUACACGCCACUGCCUUCAGGAUACAAUGUUUGAACCAUUGGAUGCACGUGGUCCUCCAGAAUGGUUCGGUAGUCCUUGGCAGUGACACGCCCAUCUAGCACAACUAUUGGGCCAAGGGAAUGCCAUGAUAUGGCAGCCCAAACCAUCACUGAUCCACCCCCAUGCUUCACUCUGGGCAUGCAACAGUCUGGGUGGUACGCUUCUUUGGGGCUUCUCCACACCGUAACUCUCCCGAAUGUGGGGAAAACAGUAAAGUUGGACUCAUCAGAGAACAAUACAUGUUUCACAUUGUCCACAGCCCAAGAUUUGCGCUCCUUGCACAAUUGAAACCGACGUUUGGCAUUGGCACGAGUGACCAAAGGUUUGGCUAUAGCAGCCCGGGCGUGUAUAUUGACCCUGUGGAGCUCCCGAUGGACAGUUUUGGUGGAAACAGGAGAGUUGAGGUGCACAUUUAAUUCUGCCGUGUUUUGGGCAGCCGUGGUUUUAUGUUUUUUGGAUACAUUCCCGGUUAGCACCCGAACAUCCCUUUCAGACAGCUUCCUCUUGCAUCCACAGUUAAUCCUGUUGGAUGUGGUUCGUCCUUCUUGGUGGUAUGCUGACAUUACCCUGGAUACCGUGGGUCUUGAUACAUCACAAAGACUUGCUGUCUUGGUCACAGAUGUGCCAGCAAGACGUGCACCAACAAUUUGUCCUCUUUUGAACACUGGUAUGUCACCCAUAAUGUUGUGUGCAUUGCAAUAUUUUGAGCAAAACUGUGCUCUUACCCUGCUAAUUGAACCUUCACACUCUGCUCUUUCUGGUGCAAUGUGCAAUUAAUGAAGAUUGGCCACCAGGUUGGUCCAAUUUAGCCAUGAAACCUCCCACACUAAAAUGACAGGUUCAAUUCAGUUUCAUUGUCCAACCCCUGUAUACCCUCAUUCAGCAGUGUCAUACAAAUGCUGAAGUACUGCUCUGUUGCAAAGACUGGUCGGACAGCAAGUUGUAUCUCAAGGACAGACAGUACCACGUAACACCUGAUGAUAUUACUUUUGUAUGGAAAAGCUAUAAUGCACACAGUCGCAUGGAUUCAAAUGACUGUGUUAGUGUGGACCGAUUAAUCAAAAGUAAGCUUAAAGAUGAUGUCAUCCACUACCAGCCUCUUUCACACUCUGAAAAGCAGGCACUCAUCAUUGUUUUUAGCACACCUUGGCAGGGAGAUCAACUGAAGAAAUAUAGGUCUGACAUGAUAUACCUUGAUGCUACAUACAAGGGUAUAACUCAGUAUGGAUUUGCAUUUUAUGCUGUCAUCAUUAAGUCUCCUCAAGGUCGUGGAGUCCCAGUGGCCUUCUUUAUUUUAAGCGAGGAAUCUACAGAGAGAGAGCUGCAAGAGUGUGCCAGUCCUUUUCAACCAAGAUUCUUUUUCAGUAUGAAAUACCAGUUUCUUCAAGGAUAUGCAAACAGACGUAUAGAUGAGCUGCUUCAUCUUCUGAGCAAGAAGGUGGUGACGUAUUACAGUUACCUGGAAGAACUCUACAAAGAUGGCCGGAUAAAGUCCAAGAAACCGGACGUAGCUGAACUGUUAUCCAGGACGAAAAGCAAAGGCUUGCAUGACAAAGUUGUGUUUCAGUCUGCUGGCCAAAUAUCAGUAACCUCCGAAACCACUGAGGGAAAGUGUUAUAAAAUUGUUAUAAAACGACUUCUUUUCAAAGAAGAGUCAGAGAUAGUAAGCUAAAAAAGCAGUGCAAAAAUGAAGCGGUAUGUAUAGCCAGUAGCCUUACAUUUGUUUGUCUUUAUUGACUUCUGUGUGUCUUGCAUUUGAUGUCUCCAGUGAUCAUUGUAAUAACACUUGUACAGCCUU